GGCGGAGCUGCCGCCCUGCCGCGACUUUCAGACGCGGACCAUGGCCUCGCGCUGCUGGCGGUGGCGGCGCGGCUGCUCCUGGAGGCCGGCGGCACAGAGCCCCGGGCCCGGCUCCCUGGGAGGUGCAGGGCCGCCCGGGCCGCGCGCCGCUGCCGACGUCCUCGCGCAGGUGAGGAAGAGGACAGGAUUGGGAAACUCCUUUAUGCCCUAUAUUAAUCUUGUGAAGCAUUUAACAUCUGCCUUUCCAAAUGUGUAUAGUAUAUCACGGUUUCAUCACACAACCCCUGCAGUGUGCUGUUAUAGUAAAACACGCAGUGGUGAGAAAUACACCGACCCUUUCAAACUUGGUUGGAGAGACUUGAAAGGUCUGUAUGAGGACAUUAGAAAGGAACUGAUCAUAUCUACAACAGAACUUAAGGAAAUGUCUGAGUACUACUUUGAUGGAAAAGGAAAAGCCUUUCGACCAAUUAUUGUGGUGCUCAUGGCCCGAGCAUGUAAUAUUCAUCAUAAUAACUCCCGAGAUGUGCAAGCCAGCCAGCGCUCCAUAGCCUUAAUUGCAGAAAUGAUCCACACUGCUAGUCUGGUUCAUGAUGAUGUUAUUGAUGAUGCAACUUCUCGAAGAGGAAAGCACACAGUUAAUAAGAUCUGGGGUGAAAAGAAGGCUGUUCUUGCUGGAGACUUAAUACUUUCUGCAGCAUCUAUGGCUCUGGCACGAAUUGGAAAUACAACUGUUAUAACUAUUUUAACCCAAGUUAUUGAAGAUUUGGUGCGGGGUGAAUUUCUUCAGCUAGGGUCAAAAGAAAAUGAGAAUGAAAGAUUUGCACACUACCUUGAAAAGACCUUCAAGAAGACUGCAAGCCUGAUAGCCAACAGUUGUAAAGCAGUAUGUACGUUCUGUCUUUUUUCAAGUUAAAAAGCCCAUAGCUCUUUAAAGGGAGCUAAAUCUAGAAACAUUUAAUUGGAGAACCUUAAAAUAGUAUCCAAAGUCCCAAGAGGUCAAUGAGGAAAGAAUUACAUACCUAAAUAACAGAGAACAUGUGCUGUGGAUUUCAUUUUUGCCAUCUUGGGGAUGUGCAAGAGUUAACUUUUCAUCUUUUCUUCCCAAGAAUUGAGUCAAGAU
Molecule: messenger RNA, 1120 nt
Organism: Carlito syrichta (Philippine tarsier)
Lineage: Eukaryota; Metazoa; Chordata; Mammalia; Primates; Tarsiidae
Gene: PDSS1
Product: decaprenyl diphosphate synthase subunit 1
Exons: 8
Coding region: 41-913 (290 amino acids)
Biological process (GO): ubiquinone biosynthetic process; isoprenoid biosynthetic process
Cellular component (GO): mitochondrion; transferase complex
Molecular function (GO): prenyltransferase activity
Source: RefSeq, a predicted model, not a curated record